AUGGCUCGGGUAACGAGCAGUCUGCUGCAGUUUCCCGAGGUGACUGUUCAGGCACUUGGGGAAGAUGAGACAACCCUAGAUACUGUGCUGAGCGGGAAGUUUUCUGGAGGGAGCCAUGGCCUGGCGUGGCAGGCGUGUGGUCCUCAACUCGAGGCGGUGAGCUCUGUGACAGGAGCGCGGCUCUCUGCGUACCGUUUCCAGGGAGCAAAUAAACAGCCUCCCACUGUGCGUGUGGUAAAGGAGUUUUCCUGGCAGAAGAGAACUGGGCUGCUGGUUGGCUUGGAAGAAGCAGAGGGAAGCGUUCUCUGUCUGUACGACCUUGGAAUAUCAAGAGUGGUUAAAGGCGUGGCUCUUCCAGGAAGGGUAACUGCUGUAGAGCUCAUAACUAAUCACGGAGGCAUCACCAGUGCGAGCGCUCGGCACCUACAUCCGAGCCUGCAAUGGCUCUUUGGCGUGGCAGCAGUGGCUACAGAUGUUGGCCACCUACUUCUGGUUGACCUUUGCUUGGAUAAUUUAUCUUGCAGUCAGAAUGAAAGAGAAGCAUCGGAUCUGGAAGUUGCCAGUGGAAUUCCUGUGGGAGUUCCAAAGAGAAGAAAAACUGUGGCCAGAGAAGGGAGACAUCUCUGUUUUCAAUUACAAAAUCCUUCGGGAACAGCAGUAUCAACCCUGAGCUACAUAAGCAGAAGCAAUCAUCUCGUCGUGGGUUUUUCCGAUGGCUACCUGUCACUGUGGAACAUGAAAACGUUGAAGAGGGAGGACCACUCUCAGCUUGCAGGAGGAAGGAUUCCUGUCUAUGCUGUCACUUUUCAAGAGCCUGAAAAGGAUCCUCGCAACUGUUGCUACUUGUGGGCUGUUCAGUCUACCCAAGAAAAUGAAGGUGACGCUGUGAGUUUACAUCUGUUGCAGUUACUAUUUCAUGAGAGAAAACGCCUGGCAUCAGGACAGGUCAUGUACGAGGGUUUGGAAUACUGUGACGAAAGGUUCAGUUUAGAUCUCACGUGUGGAGUCUUUCCCUGGAGAGGGCCGACCGGCAAUACCAAAUUUCUGAGCUGCCAGACUGUAGAAAAAUUUCCCAAGCCGGUUGACGGAGAGGAUAGCGUUAAUGAAGUAAUAUCUCCUGAGACCAGUGUAUCAGUCUUCAGCUGGCAAGUGAAUACGUAUGGUGAGGGAAAGCCAUCUACUUACUUGGGUGUAUUUGACAUUAACCGCUGGUAUCACGCUCAAAUGCCAGAUUCACUGAGGCCGGAAGAACUCCUUCACGACUGCCCCUAUUUUGCGCUGUGGUCACUGGAUACUGGACUAAGUAUGACUUCUCCAAGCCUCGUUUUGGAUAUUCGAGUACGUGAGCAGAGUCUCUGUCGCGGAGUGCCUCCUUCCUAUCCACCACCUGAUCAGUUUUUUAAUCCAAGCUCCUAUAAUUUUGAUGGUACGUGCUUGCUGAACUCCGGAGUUGUCCAUAUGACUUGCACCAGCUUCCAGAAGGAGAAUGAUCGCCAUCCUCGCUUCAGAGAGGGGGCAUGUGCCAGAAAGUCUGAAUUACGCCCAUAUCGGAAGAUCCUUCCUAGAGUUCAAAGGCAGCUGGCUGCAGAGAGAGCCAGGCCUUACCAUUUGCCUUCGUCGGCCUUAAGAGGAGUUGCGAGACCAAAGCCAGUAUCAAGAGCAAGAAAACCAGCCAAUUCAGGAUAUCUGGAUAUCAUAGCAACUUUCAUGAGUAAUGUGUUAUCCAGAAUUGGAGCAGCAUGGGCAGGAAAUGAGCAGAAAACCUUUUCCUCACGAUAUGAUAGUGCUAGAGUUGCAGAGCCACCAGCCGUACCUCGUCCUCUCCCUGAGGCAGAGUUGCGCAGUGCGGUUGUUGGGACACUGGUCACAAGAUUUUCACAAAAAUCUUCCAGGUUGCUGGGUUUGGUGGAUCGUCCUGUCCCUUCAUGUUCUGCAGCACAGGGUGGUAGCUGGCAGUCACCAUUGUUACAAAAGAAUUCUUCAAGAGCACCAGAGUUCAAUUUGCUACAGACUCCUCUUGUGGUUAAGAAAGCUGAAGUUUUGGCCACAUCUGCUUCUGGUUUUCCCGGCUUUACUCCUCAGUCUAUUCUCAGAUCCAGCGUUCGCAGCACACCCCAGGCAACUCCCUCUGCGUUUCCAGGAGAAUCAGUUACUCCUCCUCCCAGAGCAAACAAACACAGAGUGUCUUUCAAGGAAGGGAACUCAGAUGAGAAAUGGACUGUUGGGAAUGAUCGCCAUCCUCGCUUCAGAGAGGGGGCAUGUGCCAGAAAGUCUGAAUUACGCCCAUAUCGGAAGAUCCUUCCUAGAGUUCAAAGGCAGCUGGCUGCAGAGAGAGCCAGGCCUUACCAUUUGCCUUCGUCGGCCUUAAGAGGAGUUGCGAGACCAAAGCCAGUAUCAAGAGCAAGAAAACCAGCCAAUUCAGGAUAUCUGGAUAUCAUAGCAACUUUCAUGAGUAAUGUGUUAUCCAGAAUUGGAGCAGCAUGGGCAGGAAAUGAGCAGAAAACCUUUUCCUCACGAUAUGAUAGUGCUAGAGUUGCAGAGCCACCAGCCGUACCUCGUCCUCUCCCUGAGGCAGAGUUGCAGUGUGGUUUUUGGGACACUAGGGACACAAAUAUCAGUAUAUGUUGGGGGGGUUUUUUGUCUUCCCUUUACAAAAACCACCUGCAUGUUAUUGACUGUGAGGUUUUGUUGGCUUUUUUUUUUGUAUUUUAAUAAAGGUAACCAACGAUGAUAUAGCACUGCCUGGGGAUUCAUGGGAGCAUCAUCAUGGAAUGGCGGAGGAUGCAUCGUCUGAGACUAGAGAUAAGGCAACUGUGCUUACUCUGAGCAAUCCUGAGGAGGAUCGUGCUGAAGUGGAAGCGUUUUCAAAAAGCAUACCUGGAGAUGGUUUGGAGAAAAUGGAUGUCAGCAAAGAAAACAGCAACUUCUCUGCCCGUUCAGACCAAACUACUUUGGAGUAUCACGAUGCAAAAUCACCUGGCGGUUUUUCAUCUGUUCCCAUGUGCCGAAUCGCAAAUAGCUUAGCUGUUGAUUUCUGGUGGCGAAAAAACAAGCUACAGGCAGCAGCCAGCCCGUGUUUUCUCAUGAGUUGAUAGGCAGUGCUUUUCACCUCUUAGUCUAGGCCAAUCUGAAAAUACUAUGAAAUUGUAGACUCUCAAGUAAGAAGGUAGCAGUUUUUUCUUAUUUUGUUGGUACUUUUGUCUUCUGUGCAAAACUUGCAGGUUUCCAAUCCAGGAAUGCUUUUUUUUUUCUCGGCAAAGUAGUCCAGGUAACGAGUCUCUUGGAUGUGCUUGGAGAUAAAUGUUCUGUGGUUCCUGUUGAAUUCAAGCCGUUCCUAAAAUAAAAUGUGUUUUUCAAAGCCC
Molecule: messenger RNA, 3362 nt
Organism: Tyto alba (common barn owl)
Lineage: Eukaryota; Metazoa; Chordata; Aves; Strigiformes; Tytonidae
Product: protein ELYS-like
Exons: 18
Coding region: 1-2712 (903 amino acids)
Source: RefSeq, a predicted model, not a curated record